Lentinula edodes (shiitake mushroom) is the source of this 6242-nucleotide messenger RNA. Its product is annotated as nucleoporin subcomplex protein binding to Pom34-domain-containing protein. The record is from RefSeq and is a predicted model, not a curated record. Gene Ontology annotation, molecular function: structural constituent of nuclear pore. Gene Ontology annotation, biological process: protein import into nucleus; RNA export from nucleus. Gene Ontology annotation, cellular component: nuclear pore inner ring. The transcript is spliced from 4 exons. The coding region runs from base 73 to 6129 and encodes 2018 amino acids. Lineage: Eukaryota; Fungi; Basidiomycota; Agaricomycetes; Agaricales; Omphalotaceae.
CAAGCGGUACCAUGUGACACGCGUAGUGGGCCAUAGCACUAGAGAGUGGAGGUCCCAAUUUUCACGUUGGCCAUGUCUAGCAGGUUCUCGGAACGAUCCAAUCUCAUAGAUGUGACUUUCACACAACUUCAUUCAGUAUUAAGUGGUCAGGUCGAAGGAACGAACUACGAGCAAAUUGGUCGCUAUUUAACCCUACGAAUAUCACAGCUGAAGGCCAUCGUUGAUCCUUUUGGAAGGCCUACCCCCGCCUCGCGUAAAAAGAUCAAUAGUGGCACGGUAACCCUCCACGAUGGUGUGGUCCUACGUGUUGAAGACGCCGACAAGGACUUUGUUCUUGCCAUCAGCGAUGCUUUCCAAAUUGAUGAAAUCUUUUCCUUGAUUCUCUUACGCUCUUUCUUAUACAACGAAGGUCUUCCCAUCGAUGUUGCCGACAACAGCUCUUUGAUUCAGGAGUUCAUCGAAGCCAUCACUCCAUUCUACUUCCUUGAACGCCUGUCUCUCCUUCGUGUUCUCGUUCCGCUUUUUCGUGCCAAAGAAAACGCGUCAGAACCACUCCACGAAGUUGCACUUUCGAUACUACCCACAAUACUCCCGGAUGGCCAGAAAUUCGCACUCUCUCUUCUCGUCGAAUACGAGCGUAAAGCACGGGAAAGCCUUCCGGAAAAUGUAGACCGCGAUCCUAAAAAAGCUUCCCGAUGGGCGAAGCAGAAUAUCAAAGAGCAGUUGGUGAUCUUGGAGGUGCUGUUCUGGACAUUAUGGGGCUCAGUCGCAUGUGACGGCACAACGGUAGAACGGGUGUUGGCAACUGCAUACAAUCUCAAACUAGGCAUGGAGCAGGAGAAUGCCAUUUUCUUGCUAGACGACGAAGGGGCGCAACUCCAACGGGAUAAAGCGACAUUAUGGAUCGUCCUGACCAUCGAAGUCCUAGAACUUGAAACCGUUGCCGACUCUUCCUCGAUUGAGAUUUCCGAUAAUCCACAACGUCGAGAUUUUUAUAUUGCGUCUCCGGACUCCAUGAAGCGUAUCCACGAAUUAAUUUACGCCGGAGGUACAGGUCAAUUUGCCUGCACAUACAUGGCUUGGACAUUCGUCUUGUCCUCCGUCUGCGCGAAAGCAAUGGAAAUGAAAGAAAUUCCCGUCUCUUAUCGUGGCUUCUUUGAACUGGUGCUUCCUCAAUUCAACAGAACAUACUCGAAGGAUCGCGAGGCCGUCCAUGUUCUGAUGUCUCGCACCUGCUUAGAGCCAAAAUCGGGCCUGCUUAGUUUAAUGGAAACUUUGUUGACGAAUUCUCCGUUGUUCGUGACUUCGGUUGCUUGGAAAACGGGUUCUACAGUCACUGAUCCUAAUGCAAUUGCAUUUCGCUCAGUGUUCAAAGGUCUUGUAAUAUCACUUGUGGAGCUCGUUCCUGUUGAGAUUAUCCCUGAAUUUGAUCUCUUUGUCGAGGUAUGGGUCGCCCUUUUUGGACGCAGCGAAGCCCAGUCUGUUGCAGGAAUUUGCAGCCAAUAUUGGCAAGUAGACUGGAAAGCAGGCCUUGCGCGCCGAGCUAUCUUCGAUGUUUGUAGGACGAGAUUCCCUAUACAAUGUAGACCGCUCAUACGCCUCUUGCGUUCUAUGACAGCCGCUGGUUUCCUGGACACCGACUCCUUGUCGACUGCGGAUCAUUCUUCAGAUGCUGAUGGUCUUACCGAAGACCGCGAACUUUGCGCUCGACAUGUUUUCUACUUCCUGGAUAAACUACCUACGUACUCCCAGGUAAUCCCUGCGAGUGGUCAGACCGGCGUCCAUGCCUUGUACGAAAGACAAAUAGAGGCAGGCUCCACGGUUGGUAUGGCAUACGCAAAUGUUCGGCCAAUCAUUCUUCCUGGCGGUAGCAUUUUGCCUGUGGGAUCUAAAGGGCGCCUUCUCAAUGGCGAUGGCGGCGACCUCUUAGUGGUCAUCUGGCACCACGAGCAUUCUGGAUGGAAAUUACUUCUAGAAGUGCUGAUGGCGUAUGCGUUCAAAUUGCGUUCCGGCCCCAGUAGCGGCUUUAAAUCCAACUCAUUUGGGCAAAUGGGACAUGGGUCGGCAAUCACGCUCUCAUUGAAGGAUAUCGGCUUAGAGAUAGAUGGUGCGACCGACGAGACGCUGAUAACCGAUAUACUAGAUCUUGUCCGCAGCGUCAUCCAUAACAAUCCAGCUCAGGGCGAGCAACUUAUGCAAUCCUUGGAGGCGGAAUUUUCCCCCAUGUCUACCCCGUCUACUCCAGAUCUAGUUCAGCUCACUGUUAGUAUACUGGAAGAAGCGCUGGCACGUUACAAUGCUCAUCCGAUGGCAUCUCCUCCAUCUCAACUCAUCACCUCUGCCAUAAGCGUAUUAUCUGCUAUCCUGGCUAUUCCCAAUUAUGCCAUUCGAGUUUGGAUCUACAUUCGAUCUACUACCGCGUUGUUUGGAUCUGAAAAGAACCCAGGAUUUUCCUCUGCUGCCCUUUCCACUGAGCGAGUGACUGGACGUUACACUAUGACUCUAGCCAUUCUGAAACUCGUUGAACAGCUUUGUGAAGAGGCUUCUCUCCUUCUUGUGCCCGACGAUUUGCAGGUUCGGAAGCUUAAAGACGAGGUCUUAAUGCGUGCAGCCAGAUUCGUUCAUACAGAGGUAUGGCUUGAGCAUUUGGGUUGGAAAUAUGCACAGCUUGGUGACCGCUACGAAAUAGGCAGACGGAUAUCCUCUUUUUAUUUGAAAGUCUUGCAGUAUACACCUCCCAUUGCUGAAGAUGCACCAUUUCCAAAAUUGAGUCAGGCCAUCCUCGAUCUCUUGUUGUACAAGGCCUCAGUAUUGGCCAUCAAUCCUUUGAUGUCUGCAGUCUCUGCGGGUACCCAGAUGCUUCAAGCUCUAUAUCUUUCGAGACGCUUUGGCGAUGCUAGGCGUCUUAUAUAUCUCCUCGAAUCCCAUCUACAACUCAUUCGGCUAGUACUCCAGCGCAAAUGUGCUUCUGAAGUGGCUCACCAGACUUGCCUUCUAGAACAAGCUUUGUGCGCUCAAAUCACUGGUGGUGCAGCCUCUCAUGAUCCUUAUCGUUCAAAGGUCAAUCCUAUUGAUGCAUUGACAUUCUAUGUCAAGGAACGAGACGCAGGACCAAUCGUUCCUCUUGAAGCUAUCAAGAUUCUUUCCAUCAUAUGUUCUUCACUUUCAAUGUCGCGAUCCAACUCGUCUACUCUGGUCGGUCACCUAUCGGAUCCUGAAGGUAUGGUGGCCUCAUUUGUGCGCGUCGUUCAGCAUCCGUAUGAUGAUCUCUCGCUGCGCUACUCCACAUGGAACUUCAUAACCGUCGCCAUGGAUACAGAGCCAGCACUAGCCAGUCUUUUUGUUUCUGGACAAUUCCGCUCUCUGGGGGUAGCCGCAGAGCGAGAUGUAAAAGGAAAAGGAACCGGCCCUCUUGAAAUAACAUCUGCUCUUCCAAAAAUCCCUAAUGCAGUUGAUGUUGCUCGAGAUGCGCUUGCGAACUGGGAGCAACUGUGGGAGUCCAACCCACAACUGCUGGCCUGUGUCUUACGCUUUCUGGUAGUGGUAUGGCGCCAUGGCCUUGAACACAAACCUUUACUCGAGGAUCUGCGCCUAGACCCUAAAGUUUGGGACCAUAUCACUAUGCUGGCUUGCUCGGAGCUGGGACCCAUUCCUGACUUUGAGACGGAAGACUACGUUUUCGUGGAUGGAAAGCGAAGAUCGAAUGUGCACGACGCCGUCGCUGAACAUUGCUACCGAACAGAUGUUAAAUCUUGUGCGCUUCACGUCAUUGGGCUGGACAUUGGAAUUCACCAUCAGACGCGCAGAUCUGCCAAUGCAAAGCCAGUCAGUUUUCAGAAGAUAGAGUCCAAAUUCCGGUCCUUGGAGGAACUGACCGAUUUGAUAUCUGAGGCGACCCCUAGCUCUUAUGUCCCCGCCCUGUACGAUGCUUUUUCUGAGACGCUGAAAUCUUCAUUCCCCACUCUAUCAAUUUCUCAACUCGAAACAAAGAUCGCCAUCGAAGAGCGUGAGUUUGGAGACGAAUUUUCCUUUUCAGUUUCCCUUCUGCGGAGUCGAUUACGAGGGCAUCGCACAGACAAUAUGUCGCUUCAAAAGAUGGAUGUUGCGGAAAAGCAGCUUUUAUCAAUUAAUUUAAACCUUUCUUUAACACACACACAAAUAGCUCUCGUCGAUGCUUGGCGUUUCAUUUUGCAUCAAAUCACCCCCUUAUCGGCUGAUGUCGUUCAGCGUUCGAUCCUACUCACUAUAGCCGCAUCUGUUUCUUUCGACAUCAACAAGGAGAAUCGACUAGGAGACAUGGUGGCCAUCGUUCAUGGAACCCGGAUAGCCUUUUUGGUGUCGAUACUGGAAUUGGCGUGGUUCAACAGUUCAGAAAACGCCUCUGAAGUUCAGCCGUUUAUCGAGUUACUAGAAAAUGUUCGAGGCAUCGUUCUCAACGAGUACCAAUCACCCAUGAAAUCAAUACAAGGUAUUUUCAGUAUGCCUUUCCAUCGACCUCUUCUUCAACUUUUGUACUUCUGCGUGAAGAAUGCUCGAUCGUUGACUAGACGACCAAAAGCUCUGAGCGCUGAACAAAGGCUUAAAGUAUUAUCAAUUGUCGAAGCGGCUGUCAAGUUCGUAAUCGAUGCUUUACGCCUGACCUUCAUGGCUGCUCGUACGAAAGUUGGUAUAGAUCUGGAUAAGGAUAUGGAGCUGCUCAUUGCUGUUUUCGAGCAAUGUACAAGAUUAGACGUCAAUCCCUCGUCAACAGUUUGGCUAACACAGUGUCAAGAGGCGGACAUUGUGAAAGCAAGCAUCGAGUUAUAUGCACAUAUCGACCUCGUUGGCGUGUCAGACCCGACCUUCCUACUUUCAACCAGAAGGCCGUUAUAUACCCCUCAUCUGCUCACCUUCCAUAUGGCCCUUGCCAGCAUACCGUCUGCAGCUGAACGAUUAGCCAGUGAAGGUUUAUUGUCGGCAUACUGCAAUAACUCAAUUAGCAAGGCCGCUAGUACAGGACUUAUAGAUGAGGUUCUACCUGAGCUACCUGGACAUCGUAGUCCUGCUCACCAUGUAUAUUGCUGUAUGCUCUCCAUCGUCUCCGCCAUUAUUGUCGCUUUGGGCCGAAACAACCAUUAUUUCGACGCUGAGGCAUGCGGUCUUGUACAGCUUUACGGUGACCAGAUCGCCCGAGCCCUUUCUUGGACUGUAGGCGAAUCAAUCACAUUUGCUUUGUUAGAAGAGAUGGAUCAGGUUGUCAAUGUCUUCAGUGCCCUGGCGCGGAACGCACCAUCAACCCUCAAUGCGAAGUCGAUAAUCGAAGACGUCCUUCAUGUGUUCUCUCCCCUUGCACUUCGUCUUCUUCAACAAGUAAACUACGCAGUCGCACACCCUCAUCAUCUCACCAGCCUUUUUGAACCUGUGACAGAAGAGGAACGAACACUUCUAGAGAAGGAUGCUUUCGUUUCUGAUGUUUGGAAACGACCCCUAAUCGUCCACCUCAUGCACCGUCUAUUUCAACUAUCGAGCAACAUCAUUUUCACCCUCACGUGCAUCAGUAAGGCCGACACAGUUCUUAUUGCAGAAGAAAGUGAUUGGCCACUUCACGAAGCAUUGGUAGUUCCUCAUUCAAAAAUCGUGGUGGGAGAAUCGGCAUCCAUUGGAACGUUACUUGAGCUGGCAAAUGGCACGCUAGACAUGCUUAGGAACCUCACGAACAUGCCCUCUGGUCAAAGCCUCGUUCGAGCAGACGUCGCGUCAGAAAAACUCAAGGAAUUGAAUGUUCAACGAGGUGUUAACAUUGCGCGCCGUAAUCUCGAAGAGAUCUUAUUAUAUAUGAUCACUCAACUCGCGAUGUGGUUGUCAAAGCCUGAGUUUGAAGCUCCCCCAGCUGACCUCGACGGCGAAGAUCAAACCAUGGCAGAUUCUCAGAAACCAGAGACAAGGGAACGUCGGGGUCCGAGAAUGUCAUUGGGUACUCGAUUUCGCAGAGGGAUGACUGGUGAGAUGGCAAUGGAUGUCCAAACACUGUUAACCAAGGCAAAACCAAUCAUAGCAAAGACCGAUACAAUAUUGGGGGAAGGACAAGUCAAUAUCUGUGAAAUUCUUUCCACUUUUCUUCAAAACCAUAUCGUUCUUGCUCUCCAAUAAUAAGUUAUGAUCUUUUUGUAUUCUAUAGUUAUCGUGUAGUACUUUUGAUUCCCCAUACGUAUUCAGAACGGGUCUUUUGUAAAUCAAAACACGUGGGAAGAACUUUCAAUGUC